CGGGAGCGCGCGCGGCGGAGGAGGGCUCCGGGAGGCCGCGGAACAGCGACCGCCGCCAUAUUAAGGAGCGCGGAGCCCGGGGUCCCGUCGGCGGCGGUCGCGGCCCGGCCGGUGCAGCUGUGGGCGGCGGAGGCCGGCGCGGCGCCGGGAGAGGCGGGGUCGGCGGAGCCAGCGGGCGACCGGAGCGAGCCAGGCUGACCUUGGCCUGCUGACCUUGGCCGGCAGGCUGUGCCUGCCCUGCGGCGCCAUGGACCAGGAGUAUGAGCGGCGCCUCCUGCGGCAGAUUGUUGUUCAGAAUGAGAACACGAUGCCCUGCGUUGCGGAGAUGCGGCGAACCCUGACGCCUGCCAACUCUCCCGUGUCCUCCCCCAGCAAGCAUGGAGACCGCUUCAUCCCCUCCAGAGCUGGUGCCAACUGGAGCGUGAAUUUCCACAGGAUCAAUGAGAAUGAGAAGUCCCCCAGCCAAAAUCGGAAAGCCAAGGAUGCCACGUCAGACAACGGCAAAGACGGCCUGGCCUACUCUGCCUUGCUGAAGAACGAGCUGCUGGGAGCCGGCAUCGAGAAGGUGCAGGACCCGCAGACAGAGGACCGCCGGCUGCAGCCUUCCACGCCCGAGAAGAAGGGUCUGUUUACGUAUUCCCUCAGCACCAAGCGCUCCAGCCCUGACGAUGGCAACGAUGUGUCUCCCUACUCCUUGUCCCCAGUCAGCAACAAAAGUCAGAAGCUACUGCGGUCGCCACGGAAACCUACACGCAAGAUCUCCAAGAUCCCCUUCAAGGUCCUGGAUGCCCCGGAGCUGCAGGACGACUUCUACCUGAACCUGGUGGACUGGUCAUCCCUCAAUGUGCUCAGCGUGGGGCUGGGGACCUGCGUGUACCUGUGGAGCGCUUGCACCAGCCAGGUGACCCGGCUCUGUGACCUCUCAGUGGAAGGGGACUCAGUGACGUCUGUGGGCUGGUCUGAACGGGGGAACCUGGUGGCCGUGGGCACGCACAAGGGUUUCGUGCAGAUCUGGGAUGCAGCCGCAGGGAAGAAGCUGUCCAUGCUGGAAGGCCACACGGCACGCGUUGGGGCACUGGCCUGGAACGCUGACCAGCUCUCAUCUGGGAGCCGGGACCGCAUGAUUCUGCAGAGGGACAUCCGGACCCCGCCCCUGCAGUCAGAGCGGCGACUGCAGGGCCACCGGCAGGAGGUGUGCGGACUCAAGUGGUCCACGGACCACCAGCUCCUCGCCUCAGGGGGCAACGACAACAAGCUGCUGGUCUGGAACCACUCCAGCCUGAGCCCCGUGCAGCAGUACACGGAGCAUCUGGCGGCUGUGAAGGCCAUCGCCUGGUCCCCACACCAGCAUGGGCUGCUGGCAUCUGGCGGCGGCACAGCUGACCGCUGCAUCCGCUUCUGGAACACACUCACAGGGCAGCCACUGCAGUGCAUCGACACAGGCUCCCAGGUGUGCAACCUCGCCUGGUCAAAGCACGCCAACGAGCUGGUGAGCACGCACGGCUACUCACAGAACCAGAUCCUGGUCUGGAAGUACCCGUCCCUGACCCAGGUGGCAAAGCUGACCGGGCACUCGUACAGGGUCCUGUACCUGGCCAUGUCCCCCGAUGGAGAGGCCAUAGUCACUGGUGCUGGGGACGAAACACUGAGGUUCUGGAACGUCUUUAGCAAAACCCGUUCGACAAAGGUAAAGUGGGAAUCCGUGUCAGUGCUCAACCUCUUCACCAGGAUCCGGUAAACCCUCGGGCCUCCGUCCGGGUCGGAAGAGUACCACCUCUCGUCGGCGUGCAUGGACCCUCCCCUCCCCAGCUCACGGUCCCCAGAGGGGGCGGGCGGGGAGUCGGGCCUGGAGAGACCCCGAAGAUUCUCAUUAAAGCCUGAUUGCGAACCCUGGCAGCCGGUGUUUGGGGCGGGGACGUGGCCGGGCACCAGCAGGAGGGGGCCUGGCUCCCUCCAUCCUGGGUGGCCCCAGCAGGGACCAUCUGUUUGGCUGCUGUGCUCAGAGCACGAUGGACACUUCCUGGGACCCAGCCUGCUUCCAUCUGCGUCCGCCGCUGCAUCGUCGGGGCUGCAUGCUCUUCCCAGAAGCACGUGCUCACUGCCACUGCCGCCGUCACCGCCACCACCACUCAUGCCUACAGGACAGACCCCUGGGGCUGGGCGGACUGCCGAGGUCAGCACAUGGAUCGAAGGGACAGAGCCACCUGAUAGGUUUCUCUGCGGCUGGUCCUGCUGUCCUUGCCCCGGCAGCCACGCCGCUGACUCUUCCAGAGGCACCACGUCAGGAGCAGGCCCUGGGCAGUCUCCGUGCCGAAGGACGUCAUCUUGAGAUGGACUUGUCUGAGGAAAACGAGUCAGGUCCAUCGGCUGUCUUGUGUUUACCCUGACCCUGCACUGUCCUUGUUACUAACGGGGGUCACGGCCCUGUUUUGUCCCCAAGCAGGACUCGGGUUCUCGCGGCUUGCUGGGCAGCCAGUCAGGGUAACCCAAGGGCAGACUCGACCCUGAGAGGGUUCCUGUGGGCAUCUGGCCCUCCUCCCUAGCCCCUUGCCACACCCUAGGCCCCCUGGUUGGGUCCUGCCAUUGGUGCCAUUGGCCUUGGGGCAGCCAGGGGAGGAGGCACCCAUAGGUCCUUCCAGAUACUUCCUGAGCUUCCCCCAGCCUGCCUCAUGGCCCUCUGCUCUGUCCAGCUGCCCCAUGGGCCCAUCCACUCCUGCCUUGUCUCCAGACCAGGAGAAAUGGAGGAAGGGAGAGCCUGGGCGUGGCCAAGGUUGUGAGCAUCCUCCCCACCCCCCCGCCGCGCCUCAGAUCAAGGGGUGCUGAUGGAGCAGACGGGGUGGAGCAGGCCUGGGCGAGGUGGGUCCUGCAGAGCCAGGGAGGCCUGCACGGAGCCCCUCCAGGUCCCCGUGGCCAUGUGUGUGCACGUGUAUAUAUGUACUUGUGAUUUUUCUUUGGGUUUGUUUGUUUGUAGAUCAGUCCCAGAAAAUUUAAGCCUGGUGGGGCAGGAGCGGUGGCUCACCCACUACCCACUGGGGGGUCGGGCGGUGGGGGGACAGCGCUCACAGCUCCCGAUCAGCCAAACCUGCCUGAACUUGGGGAAGGGACCCCUCCUCCCCAGCCCUGAUCUGCCUGCCAUAGGGACGACAAGGGACAGUGUACAUAGAUGUGUGUAUUUUGAUUGGUCGUUCUUUGAGUGUUUUUUUUUUUUUAAGAAAACGAUCCUGACUCUGCCACGCCCUCACCUCGUGCAGUUGCCAGAGCCCUGGAGCUGGCCGUGCUCGUGACUGUGUGCCCCCCAGCCUGUGGACUGGGCCUGGGCCUUGGGAUAGAGAGAGGGGCGCAAAGUGUGUCUGCAGCCGCAAGUGUGCGUGGGGCUAAGUGCAGGGGCUGGGGACGGAGGGGCGCCUGGUGCAGAGCUAGCCUUGUUCUUGUGAAGUGCAGCAUCGUUGUCAUUAAACCAGUCGUGGGUUCAUGCACUGCUAGGGCUGGCUGUCCAUCUGUCUUGUCUGUCUGGUCCUCGGCCGGGGUGUCUAGGUGUCACAGACGGCGCAGGCGGCUUACCCCGGGUGAGCCGGCCAUGGAGAAGACUCACCUAUAGUCUGUAAGAGGUGCUGGUGACCCCGAAUUCAGGGUCCCCGGGGGCUGAGGACGUGGGUGUGGCCCAGCCAGGGUGCAGCCCCGCCGUGGGGAAGAGGCACUCAGCCCUGGUUACCAUCUGGAAGGAGAAUGGGCCAGAGUAGUGGUCUGUGUGUGCACGGGCUGGUCACGGUGGGGUCGAGGGAGGGCUGGAGCGAAGGAGCAGAUGAGGACGGGGUGAGGGGGCCGCACAGCAGCUCUCAGGUGAGACAGGUGCUCCGACCACCUCCACCCUACCCAGGGAAACGGAGGCCAGUGUGGGAUCUCCCUGGCCCAGCAUCUCCCACAGGGGUGGAGGCUGGGGGCAACGGGCAAGGUUGGUUUUUGUUGAUCCGUGAAUGUAGCUUUUGCAGUGAAGGGAAUGGGAUUUAGUAGUAGUAGGGGGUGAGGCACAGGCCAUGGGGGGAGCACGGAGCGGCCGGUGUGGGGGCUGACGAGAGGAUCAUAGAAGAGGGAUUUGGAUGUGGUCGAGGGGAGGGAGCAGCAGGUUUUGUGUCUCUGGAGGAAAGCCAGCCCAUGCCAGAGGGGAGGUGACUCCGGGCAGGACCUGGCAGGUCAGGGAGCCUCAGGGGGUCUUGGGAAGAGGGAUGAGCCCCCUACAGUGAGCAGCUGCCCACAUGUGGCACAGCACCCAGAGCCCCUUCCCUCUAGGUGAGGAGCCCUGUCCGGGCAGUGGGGACCAGGCCAUGGGGAGGGUGUGGGCUUCCACCCCUCAGACAGCAGGGACAGCAGGGCCGGUGUGGGGCCAGCAGGAGGCGCUGCGCAGGCAGCCAGGAGCGGGUGGAAGGGAGGCAGGCAGGUCUUGCGGUUCUCGUUCUAUUUUUCAUUACUGUGGUAAAUAUGCAUAACAUACAGUUUACCAUCUGAAAGUGUA
Molecule: messenger RNA, 4510 nt
Organism: Canis lupus familiaris (dog)
Lineage: Eukaryota; Metazoa; Chordata; Mammalia; Carnivora; Canidae
Gene: FZR1
Product: fizzy and cell division cycle 20 related 1
Exons: 14
Coding region: 248-1738 (496 amino acids)
Biological process (GO): positive regulation of anaphase-promoting complex-dependent catabolic process; positive regulation of ubiquitin protein ligase activity; anaphase-promoting complex-dependent catabolic process
Cellular component (GO): anaphase-promoting complex
Molecular function (GO): ubiquitin ligase activator activity; protein binding; anaphase-promoting complex binding
Source: RefSeq, a predicted model, not a curated record